ACUGGACACUAUUAAGACAUCGAAUUGUUGGGGUCGUAAUAGUGCGUCAAUUACAACACUAUCAAGUGCCACACUGCAAUCUCAAACAAAGAUAUAUUUUUUCUCUUUUUAAAUUAAUCAAAGAUGUAAUUAAAGGAAAGGUCAAACACUUAAAUACUCGUGCAAUUAACUGGCGGCAAGCUUCCCACCAAUUAAAUAAAAUUUUAAGUUCUAAAAUUUGAAAGCGGUAAAUUUCCCCAAUUUUUCACUAAAUAGCGAAAUCUUUUAUUCUAAUUGUUUUAAAAAAAGAGCAAAGCGAGUAAAGAAAGGGAAAUUUUCAUUCUCAUGCCCUAUCCUCACCUGCGAAGAGAAUGAGAAGGAGAAAAACUGCUUGAAUUUCCUUCCCAUCCUAUAAUUCCCUCUGAAAAUUGAUUUCGAUUUCAGUUGGUGACAGGGAAAAUCAAAGAAGACCUUGGAUCUUGACAUCGACAACGACGAGGAGUCGAUGUUGGUUCAGCCCGACGUCUUUAUCGUUCUUGGCAGCCGACCCAUCCACCGAAUCUCUUUGUAAAUAUAUGCAUCUGCACCAGUUUGGUUUCAAGUGAUGAGAAGCUUCUUUGUGACUCAUUUCAAUACAUGGAGAUUGCGAAUGGAAUGCACGGGAAGUAAAAGGGAUGCUGGCAACUUUUCUCUUUAUUGCAGUCGCACAACUGGAUUUUUGGUAUUCUUGCUGGCUAGCUUCCUGGGGAUUGGAGCUUCUUUGUGGCAUACUUGGUUGCGAGGAUCUCUUUUUGGUAUUUCUUGCAAUAGGGUAUCUCCUGAAGCCGCAGUAGGAGAAUUUUCUUCAUUUUUCGCAGAUUGGAUUGCUAGACAUGGCAUCAGCCUAUUUAUUAGGUAAACAAAAAUGAGAAAGAGUGAAGAAGGGAAAGAAAGUGAUGUGCAAGUUAGGGAGAAAUUCAACUUCAACAUGAGUUAAUUGAAGCUUUAGUGGGCGAUUGUUGAACUCGUAACUACAAGCCCGUAACACUAUUCUUCAGCUGGAUAGAGAGCAACGAAACAACCAUUUUAAUAGCUUUGAUGGCAGUUCUCAACAUAUUUGCAGCCCUGGGAAGAAUGAAAGUGCUAUAAAUUGCAGGCUUGCUAAGCUUGGGAGUGAUGAAUUUAAUAAGGCUAGCUUCAUUUUUUACUUGAGAACACGUUGUUCUAAAUGUUUUCAUAUUUUGUAGCUCAAUAGAAAUAGAUAGAGUGUAAUUUUGAAAUUUCUGGGAUGAUUGCUUAUUGUUCAAUUAAUAUAAGGCUAUCUUCGAUUUUGA
This is a messenger RNA of Salvia miltiorrhiza (redroot sage), 1292 nucleotides long. RefSeq lists its product as uncharacterized. Lineage: Eukaryota; Viridiplantae; Streptophyta; Magnoliopsida; Lamiales; Lamiaceae. The record is from RefSeq and is a predicted model, not a curated record. The transcript is spliced from 6 exons. Bases 584 to 877 code for a protein of 97 amino acids.